Rotaria sp. Silwood1 is the source of this 2994-nucleotide messenger RNA. NCBI's taxonomy places the organism in Eukaryota, Metazoa, Rotifera, Eurotatoria, Philodinida, Philodinidae. The record is from the annotation of a GenBank genome assembly.
AUGGCUUCAGGAAUGACCACAAAUCUAGGCUCUGUACCUGAUUAUAUAAUGAGGGAAUUAUCAUCUGAAAGUAAAACAAAGAUUGAUAUUUUAAAUGAAGAAAAAACUAAAUUAAAUGAUCACACUUCUCAUGAAAUGGAUCGAUUCACAAAAAAAAAGAAUGAUGCUCGACAACUGACGAACAAACAAAUGGAGGAAGCAGAUGAAAGUUUAAAAAAACAUGAUGAUUUAAUACAACAAAUCCAAAAUGAAAUGAAAAAAUUAGAAGCAUUACAGAAGGAGCAGCGAGAUUUACAAAAAGAACAUGCUCGUUUAAGUAAUGAUUUCGAAAAAGGCAAAAGUGAAUUACAUGAACAAGAUUUACAUGCAAAAGGUCUUGAAAAUGAUCUUCGACAAAACGAAGCAAGACAACAAAAAAUGAAAGAAGAAAGAGAAAGAUUGCAAGAACAAAUUAAUGAUAUGAUGUACAAAGAAAAAGAAAUGAUCGAUGAAAGAAAUAGAUUAGAAUUAUCAUUAAAUGGUCUACAAGAAUUGAUACGACAAGCUCAAGAAGAAUUAAGAGAAAAUGAAUUAAAAUUAGAUAGAGAAAAAGAAGAAUUGGCAAGAACUGAAAGUCAAAUUGAAGAUCUGACGCAGCGAAUUAAAGAUUUAGAAAACAGGAUUCGAGAAAUUAAUCGAAAUCUUGAACGUUUAAAUGAAGAACAACGCGUACUAAUAUCGAAUCAGAGUGAUUUAAAAAAACAACAAGCUGAAUUAGAAGCUCUCAUUAUACAACUGACAAAUUUAUUAAAGGAAAGAGAAGCUGGUUUAGCUCGUUUACAGACUACUAUGGAUGAAUACAAAAAAAACAUUCAUAAAAUCAAUGAACAAUUAAACACAUUGAGAGAAGAAAUUCAUAAUACCAAGAAAGAAUUAGAGGCUGAAGAAGACAGUUUGAGGAAGAAUGAACAAAAAGUUGUAGAAUUAGAAAAUCAAAAGAAAUUAUUGGAAGUUGAGAAACAACAAUUAAUGAAAACCUGGCAACAAUUAGAUGAUCAACGUAUUGAUUAUUUAAAUCAAUUACAAAAUAUAAAAUUAAAAUUAGCAGCUGCUGAAGAUUUAAUGAGAGAAAGUCAAAUGAAAAUUAGUAAUAUUGAAGAACAACAACAAGCACAAAAUAUAUUACUAGAUAAUUUAAAAACAACAUGUCAACAACUAGAAAAUGACUUGACUAUGAAAGGUGAUGAAUGUGAAGAUUUACGUACACGUAAAGAGGAAUAUACAAAAGAAUUACAGGAAGCUGAACGUGCUCAGCAACAGGCCGAACAAUUAUUAAAUCAAUUGAAACAACAAGAACGUGAAUUAACUAAUCAAAAAGCACAAGCGGAAAGAGAAGAACAGGCUGCGUUAGUACAAUUAAAUAAUGCUAAAUAUGAAGCGAAAAUUGCUGAAGAACGAGUUACACAAGCUAAAAACAAAUUGCAACAGGCAGAAAAUGAGUUAAAGAAUUGUUCUUCAUUCAAAUUUUGGAUUAUUUCGAUAGGAGAAGAUGCAAAAAGAGAAAAGCAAGAUGCUGUUAAUCGAGCACGACAUGACUUAGAACAGGCCGAACAAAAAUUGGAAACAAAGCAACGAAACUUAUCAGAUCAAGAACAAAAACAUACAGCAGCGAAAAAUAAAACUCUGGAUUUGACAAGUCAAUUGAAGCAAAAAACACAGGAUCGUAUGGAGCAAGACCGAAAAUUGACUUCUAAAAUUAACGAUGUUGCAAUAUGUAAAAGCAAAGUUGAAAACAUAACUACUCAAUAUCGAAAUGCAACAUCAGAACGUAGACAACUUCAAAUUGAAAAGAAAAAUUCAGAAAGCAAAAUGGAAGAUGUUCGUGCAAAAAUCGUUACUUUAAACAGUGAACUUGAAAAACAUAAACAAGAUUUUACUAAAUAUGAAGCACAAAAAAAAGAGUUGUCAGAUGAGACACAAAUGAUAGAUAGAACAAUAAAAAAUCAUCAACGAACAAUGACUGACCAUCAAGAUCUGAUAACUUCCAAUCAAAAGAAUUUAGUCACAGCUACAAAUGAUCUGAAACAGAAACAAACAAUCGUUGAACUGUCAAAGCAAAAAGUUCAAUCAUUAAAACAAUCAAUUCGGGAUAAAGAAAAUACUGAGAAAUCUAAAGUACGAGAAAUAGCCAAUGAAGAAAGUUUACUUGAAGCAAGUAAGAAAAAUGUACAAGAAUUAAAAGAAGAAAUUACUGUUAAACGUGAUCUAUUGGACACAAAUAAACAUCAAUAUGCAGCCAAUAAUGCUGAAUUGACUCGAAUUGAUAAUAAUAUUAAAGAUUUACAAGAAGAAAAAAACACUUGUGAACUAGAUCAACAAAAUACUAGACAAGAAUUAGAUAAACAAAAUUUAUUAUAUAAACAAAAACAAGCAAUUAUUCAACAACAAAUGAAUAAAAUUAAAACUCUUCAAACAAAAUUAUCUUUAUUAGAAGCACAAGAUAAAAAAUUAAACAAUCAAAUACAAGAUUUACAAGAAAAAUUACGUCGUAAAGAUACUGAAAUAGAACAAAAAGAAAAUGAAAUUGAACGUAUUCAAAAUAAAAUUCAUGAUUUACGUGUACAUCAAGAACAUACACGAAAAAUUAUGACUGAUACUCAGAAAAAUAUUGAUACUGUUAAUACAAAUAUAAAACAAAAUUAUAAUGCAAUGAUGGCAAGUGAAGAAACAUGUGAUAAAUUGAAAGAAAAUAUUAAAAAAUCGGUUGAAAAUAUGCAAAAUUAUGAAGGUGUACGUAAUGAUACAUUUCGUAAAAUUCUACAAUAUGAAGAAACAUUAAGAAAUAUUAAAACAAAUUAUCAUGAUGUUUAUUUCAAAGUUCAACAAAAGACAAAUACAAUUCUUGAAUAUGAUUUUCAAGCACGUCCUGACGUAUGGAACCGAUUACAACAGUCUCGUAUAUCGAAUAAUAGAAAUCCACAAUACCAAACACAACAAAAACAACGAUAUGAGUAA